AUGGGUCCCUUGCCAAGGUCUAGCGAUAAUCCCGUGAUUGACGAGCCGUCGACCGACACGCGCCAUUCAUCGCGAGAUGAUUCCCUUUCGAGGCACGCCUCAGACAGUCACCAGCCCAUGGAUACUGUGCGAAGGAGGCCUGAAGCUUCCAUACGCAGUCCGGUCCCCGACGAGACUGGCCGGUGGGACCGAGACCAACCCUCCGGAUCCGACCUCGGCAUUCCACGAACCAGCCAGAGCGCUGGGCGGUCCCCGCUGCUUGGGUCCGAUCGAGGACGUUCGACGCGCCCGCGCAAACCGGCCAUGCCGCGUCGCGCAUCUUCCAGCGCGCAAGCACCCCACCGAGGCGAGGUCUUCUCGGUCGACGACGGCAUUGCCGAGGUGGAGGCGGAUGCCGCCGAGCGCCAGCAGACCUUGACUGGUACUGUGCGGAGACGAGCCGCUGCCGCUCCCGCGCUUGCAAGAGUCCAUUCUUCUCACGACGAUGAUACAGUGCCCGAGCACCCCGAAGAGCAGACAGCCCCGAUCGACGCCGCCCUGAGAAACGAGGACACUGCAAAUACUCCGGGUGAUGAUACACAUGAGGAUGAGACCCCAAUUCACGAUGACGGGGAUGUCAGCGACGCCGAGAGCUUCACCCUGAAAGAUCGCCAACAGGCCAUCAAUGAAACGCACCCCUUCGGUAUCAGGCUGUGGAAGCCAGCCCUAUACAAGAAGAGUCGGUCGGUGCAGAAGACGGCAGAGGUUGACAUCCACUCGUCGCCCGGCGGCCGUGUCAGCAACUGGCUCUUGUUUUUCAACAUACUGUGGACACUUGCUUUUGGAUGGUGGAUGGCCUUCAUCGCCUUUGCCGGCGCCGCCAUAUGCUUCUUAUUCGCUGCUGCCCCCAGCGCCAGAGAGUACGGCCGAGUAUUGUGGGGCUUGGCAAGCUAUCUAUUCUACCCCUUUGGCAAAUUCAUCCGGCUGGAGCAGCAGGAAGCCUAUAUGGACGAGGAUCAGGGCGAGGGCAGAAGCAUUAGCGAGUAUGAGCAGUGGCAGAGCGGUGACCUAGAGUAUGGGCGCCUUUUCUUUGGGCCGGACAGGAACCGCUCCAUCAUCGGGCGGUCUCGGCGGAGCAUCGACUCGGAACCCGACGAGACCGAGAGUCUUCUCGGCAGAGGACGCGGCCAAGACCACGAUCUGCAUCUUCCCCGGAUGAAGCGAAGAUUGUUUGGGCGCGGGGAGUGGAACGUUGGGCGCGUCAUCUUUUUCUCAUUUUUCUACUUUCUGAUCACACCGUCCCUUUUCGCCGUUUCGGCCAUCUGCUGGUUUCUGGUGUUCUGGAUACCCAUGGGCAAAGUCACGCUGCUCCUUUUUGACCACCUCCGCCGCCAUCCCCUGGCCCUGUCCUUCGAGUCAGACAUUGCUUCUGCUCGAGCGCCGACAGCGCCUCAUUCUUCCAUCCUGGUCUGCACCUAUCGCGCUGUUGGUCUGAAGUACUGGAAGUACACCAUUGACGGAACCAACAUCUUCCUGAUCAACCUUAUGGCCGUCGUAGUCUUUGUCAUCUUUGACUGGCUCGUGCUCGAGGGCGUCCUGCAUAUUGACAACUUCCUCACAUCAUCUGCGUUCCUCUUCGUCGCAGGUCUCUUGUCCAUCAUUCCGCUCGCCUACUUCAUCGGUCAAGCUGUGGCUUCCAUCUCUGCCCAGUCAUCCAUGGGUCUUGGCGCGGCCAUCAAUGCCUUCUUUUCCACCAUCGUCGAGGUUUUCCUCUACUGCGUGGCCCUGCAGCAGGGCAAAGCCCAGCUCGUUGAAGGCAGCAUCGUCGGCAGUAUAUUCGCUGGUAUCCUGUUUCUGCCAGGCUUGUCUAUGUGUUUUGGGGCCAUCAAGCGUAAGACGCAGCGGUUCAACUCCAAGUCGGCUGGCGUGACUUCGACCAUGCUCCUGUUUGCCGUCAUCGGCGCCUUCGGCCCGACCCUUUUCUACCAGAUCUAUGGUACCCAUGAGCUGACUUGCCAGGACUGCAUCAAUUUCGACCGCCCCGGUCGCGGUGGAGGGGUGCUCCGCGAUUGUCGGCGUUGCUACUUCUCGCAAACGCCAGCCAUAAACGACCGGUUCUACCUGGAGGCGGUGCGGCCCUAUUGCUAUCUUGCUGCUACAAUGCUAUUCAUGUCCUACAUCAUUGGUCUCUGGUUCACACUCCGCACACAUGCCGCUGUCAUCUGGAACACGGAUGCCGACGAGAAGAAGCACGAUGACCACGUCACGCCUCACCACACCCCUCGACCUCUGGGCAAUCCGUCGGCCGCGGACUCCACUGCCACGGACAUCCGGGACUCGAAUCUGUACAAGCGCAUUCUUGGGCAAUCUCUCCGCCAAGUUGGCCAUCAAUCUCGACCAGACGAGCAGACGAGACAAAGCUCAAAUGCUGCGGGGAGCAACGCCGCCAAAGGCACACUCCAUCUCGUGCCUCCGAAGCCCACAACAUACGGCACCGAAACCAUUGGCCCCAGUAUCAGCAUUCCUGGGCUUACUGAUGCUGAGAAUAACCAUCUUGCUCACCAAGUUGCCGAGAUUGCUGCGACGGCUGCCACCGUUGCCGCCAGGAACGUGCAAGGACACAGGCGAGGUCACCCGGCUCCAAUUUCGACAGGAGCUCCUCAUCCUCCCCUUUCCAUCAGCCCUAGCGGACUUGGACGCACCACUGUCGUCCCAGGCCACGACGAAGUUCCGGAUCAAGCUGGAACCCAGGCAGGCGGCCACGGACACGACGCACCAAACUGGAGCCGACUCAAGAGUUCCGUCAUACUGAUGGGAGCCACAGUGCUUUACGCGAUUAUUGCAGAGAUACUCGUUGACACGGUGGACGUUGUGCUUGAGAGCUUCGAGAUUGACGAGAAAUUUCUCGGCAUCACACUGUUUGCGUUGGUGCCCAAUACGACCGAGUUCCUGAAUGCCAUAUCGUUUGCCAUGAAUGGCAACAUUGCGCUCUCCAUGGAGAUUGGUUCGGCCUAUGCUCUUCAGGUCUGUCUGCUGCAGAUCCCCGCCCUGGUUCUCUUCUCGGCCGUCAACCCUCUCGGCGUCCCCGCUGAGGAUGUGGCACGCUACACGUUUAGCCUGCUCUUCCCGCAGUGGGACAUGGUGACCGUGAUCCUCUGCGUGUUCCUGUUGAGCUACAUGUAUGGCGAGGGCAAGAGCAACUACUUCAAGGGCAGCAUCUUGCUGCUGAGUUAUCUGGUGGUUGUGGUCGGAUACUACUUCAGCGGCUAUGGGACCAGCCUUGACAAUCCGGAAGCCGGCAUCAGCCGGUUCGACACGUUGGCUGGCGACGGUCAGUGGAUGAGCUACAGUUUCAAGACGGUGGGCAGGGGGAGUUCGGGAGUGGCGUUUUGA
Canariomyces notabilis is the source of this 3372-nucleotide messenger RNA. RefSeq lists its product as uncharacterized. The transcript is spliced from 2 exons. Lineage: Eukaryota; Fungi; Ascomycota; Sordariomycetes; Sordariales; Chaetomiaceae. Bases 1 to 3372 code for a protein of 1123 amino acids. Gene Ontology annotation, biological process: calcium ion transmembrane transport; intracellular calcium ion homeostasis. Gene Ontology annotation, cellular component: endomembrane system; membrane. Gene Ontology annotation, molecular function: calcium:proton antiporter activity. The record is from RefSeq and is a predicted model, not a curated record.